Vollenhovia emeryi is the source of this 1319-nucleotide messenger RNA. RefSeq lists its product as uncharacterized. Bases 112 to 699 code for a protein of 195 amino acids. The transcript is spliced from 5 exons. The record is from RefSeq and is a predicted model, not a curated record. Lineage: Eukaryota; Metazoa; Arthropoda; Insecta; Hymenoptera; Formicidae.
AAAUAUCACUAGGUCAGUUACAAAGUCGUUUGAUCGAACAGUCGUUCGAAAGUCGCCCGACCGAGCAGUUGAAUACGUAAUCCGGAAGCGUAGUGUCGUAGAAAGCCGAAAAUGACAGUGAUAAAAUUCGCGGGAGACUUUACGCGUUUAAUCAUUCGUUACAAAACAAAAUCAAAAAACAAUCCGUCGGAUGAUGUCGUGCCUUUAAGCGAUGAAGAAAUAUUGUUCACCGUACAUUACGUGCUUCAAGCACUCUCGAUGAAAGGCAUCGAGGACAAGAAUAAUCUAUUAGAGACACCCAAUGGCACAAAUACUGUUGGCACUCCAGAAACUUUGGUCGUAAAUAUCGAAUCAGACAGUGAGGAUGCGUGCAGAUCUCAAGAUGUUCUAUCCGUUUGUACGAAUAAUGAUAUUACUGUUUCUGUCUCACCAGACGCUACUCAAAAAGAACAAGGGCAUUGUUCCAGUAUAGUCCAAAAUGAAAAGAAGUUUGUUUCACGAUCGAAUCCUGCGAUCUGCGUUAACAAAAUUAGUAGGUCUGACACUUUUGUUCACGAAGAAAGCCAAAACAUCAACACCAAAAAGCAGAAAAAUGUUUCCAAAGAUUUAAUACCUGCUAAAACGUACGAUUUACCAGCGAUAAUUGGCAUAUUGACGGAGAUUGUGGAGAUAUUGAGGGAAUUAUUCACCUCAAUAUGAAAGUGUGUUAUGGACCUUACAUUGGAAGUGAAUGAUGUAGAAGAAUUUUUAGAGUCAUUUAUUUUAUAGCAAUCAUUUCCGAUAAAAUUGCCAUUUAUCAAUUCCACAAAAUGAUCGCGACAGGCAAUUUGUGAAACUUUCCUAAACUCACAAUUGUCAGCUAAUGAUGAUUCUAGACUCCGUCGAAAUUCAACUAUAUACAAAACAAAGGGGUCAUCUAACAUUCUCAGGUCAAGAAGUUUCUCAUCAUCGAGAACAUCGACGUCCUCUAAAUUGCGCUUAUCAGAAAAUAAAAAUAUUUCCGAGAGACGUAGAAGUACUGGCGGAAUCCGGUCUAGUGCAUCUGAAAAAUCUGGCAAAUUCAACGUGGGUUCGGUAUCGAAUCUGAGCCUUUUAUCACCACGUAGCACAUCAUCAAGUUUAUCUGACAAAAUCCCAAGUUCGGGAAAAAAUCAUGCAUGAAUGUAUUUAACUCCAAAAUUGUUUCUUAUUGUACAAAUUUGUGUAAUACGCAAUAUAAAGUAAUAUUACUCCGUAGUACUUGUUUGUCCGCGAACUUAUAAUAUAUUUAAAAAGUUUUUAACGAGUUAUUUAUGAAAAAUUUUUUGUGAUGAGUUUGC